Capsicum annuum is the source of this 2399-nucleotide messenger RNA. Its product is annotated as NAC domain-containing protein 62. Lineage: Eukaryota; Viridiplantae; Streptophyta; Magnoliopsida; Solanales; Solanaceae. Bases 323 to 2224 code for a protein of 633 amino acids. The record is from RefSeq and is a predicted model, not a curated record. Gene Ontology annotation, biological process: regulation of DNA-templated transcription. The transcript has 6 exons. Gene Ontology annotation, molecular function: DNA binding.
AUUCUCGUAAUUAAAACCAAAACAACGUCCUAACAAUUUUACGCGGUAUAUACACACACAAAUGUAAAAACGCGGUCUUUUAACUCAGCUUACUUUCUUAGAUGUUUCCAAUGGCGUUUUUUGCCUCUUACGAAAAAAUAAAAACUUCACUUCACAAAUCAGAAUCUCUUCUCUAAUUCCAACAGAAUUUCUCAGAUCUCCUUUGAAUACUUUUACUUUGUUUUUUAUUAUUAUAUAACUAGUCAUUCAUCUGCUUCUUUUUUUUCGCUUUUUCACUUUUUUUUAUUUUCAUCACUUUCCAUCUUUUUUUUUUGUGCUGUAAAUGAUGGCUGUACUGCCCGGAGAUAAUCCGAUCGCUGCUAUUCCGGUGGAUAAACAGAUGGGUAUACCGCCGUUAAAUUCUCUGCCGGUAGGGUAUCGUUUUCGGCCGACGGAUGAGGAGCUUGUUAAUCACUAUUUGAGGUUGAAGAUUAACGGUGCUGAUAGUCAAGUUAGCGUUAUUCGUGAAGUUGAUAUAUGUAAACUCGAGCCCUGGGACUUACCUGAUAUGUCUGUGGUAGAGUCCAAUGACAACGAGUGGUUCUUCUUCUGCCCAAAGGAUCGUAAGUACCAAAAUGGGCAGCGAUUGAACCGAGCAACAGAACGAGGCUACUGGAAAGCUACUGGUAAAGAUAGGAACAUAACAACUAAGAAGGGAGCAAAAAUUGGGAUGAAGAAGACCUUGGUAUACUACAUUGGUCGAGCUCCUGAUGGCAAGAGGACUCAUUGGGUGAUUCAUGAAUAUCGUGCAACUGAAAAGUCAUUGGAUGGAUCACACCCUGGCCAGGGGGCCUUUGUGCUUUGUCGUCUGUUUAGGAAGAGUGAUUUGAAGCAGGAUGAGCAUGUUGAGAACUCCAAUUUAGAUGCUGAACAGAAUGCUUCAGCUGCCAAAUCACCUACCGAAGAUGAAUUAUCAGAGGGAGCCACUCCAUUAACAGUCGUACAACCUUUAGGUGAUAGUGAUAAAAGCUAUGCAGCAACGUUUCCCAAAACCAAGUUGUAUGGCAAACAAAUACCUGUUGAGAGUCACAGCCAUAGCUGUAUUGCUGAUGACACUGAAGAUCAAAUGUUGGACAUAACAUCCAUACCGCCGGCUCAGGAUCUAGAAAAAGAGUUGGGAAAUUUUUGUGACCCGUCGUCGCAGCCGCUAGAUUGGAAGAUCUUCUCCCCAUUGCACUCACAGUUGCAGGUGGAACUUGGGUCUUCCUAUUUGCAAGCCCCCAUGAAUAAUGAUAUAUCUGCUUACCCAAAAGAAGAUGUCCAGUUUCAGUAUGGAACAAAUGCUCUUGAUAUUAAUGACUUUCUGGACUCAGUAUUCGUUGGUUCAGAUGAGUUUUCAUGUGAAGAUUCUGGACAAGAAUUGGCUUCACAUCAAAUCGACACAAAAAAUUGCAGCAUAACUGGACCGAUGAUUAAGGACUCUGGAUCAUGUAGUGAGUCAGAAGCAGAAGUUACCCAAAGGCUGGCUGAGCCAGACUUCUUUGAUCCUGAGAUGCUGUGGGGCAAUUAUGAUCAAGAGACUGCAGUUAAGAAUGAGGUUAAUUCCAUUGCAGCUACAAUGCUAGAGGCUCGUGGUGCCCCUUAUGUUAGCACUGAUCAUGCUGUAGGAAAUUCAGGUUUCCUUCAGAAUACCUACCCUGGACAUUAUGGUCAUCCUGUUAGUUUUGGUGCAAGCCAGGUCCCGAACUUCUUAAAAGAUGGUUUCAACAGUGUAGUAAGCAAUGAUUCUGGUUCAGGAACUGGAAUAAAACUCAGGCCAAGGCCAAUGCAUAAUCAACCUGAUGACAUGCAGUCUAGACCACAAGGAACUGCUCCCAGAAGAAUACGUCUCCAAAUGAAAAUGCAAGUUGGACCAGUUGAGUGUUGCACGCGUCCUGAUUCUAGUCAGGAGGCAGGGAGUCAUCAAGCAGUAACAGACGGUGAGAAAGCCUCUGAUGAACAUAAUCCUACCGCCAGUGAUACAACACAUGAAGAAUACGAGGGAGUUAGUGGGGAGGUUGAUGACUUGAGCACUCGAGUGAAAGAUGCAGAUGAUUCUCCUGUUCAAGAAAGUCUUGAUGAGCCCUUGAAGACCGUUACAAAGCUCUCAAGUUCAUCACACAUUUACAUGACCAAGUUUCUUGUGGUUGCAAGUCUUCUUGUGGUCUUUAUUGGUGUCUGGGGUUGCAUUAGACUGUAUGUGUAGUGUGCGUCAGCUACCUUACCUGUAUUUAUAGAUUCCCAAUAUAUGAUGGGUACGUGUUUGGGGUAGCAUGAACAGACUGUUCUUGAAUUUUCCUUGUAUGUUUAUUGUAGCAGGAACCUGAGUUGAGACAUUAGAGGUUGCUAGUGUAUAUUUUGAAGCGCUUGCUCGUUUUGUA